AUGGGACAGAACAACAAUGUGACAGAAUUUAUCCUGCUGGGCCUCACUCAGGAUCCUGCUGGGAGAAAAGCCUUGUUCCUCAUGUUUUUGCUCAUCUACAUUGUGACAAUGGUGGGCAACCUGCUCAUUGUGGGGACAGUGAUUGCCAGCCCUUCCUUGGGCUCCCCGAUGUACUUCUUUCUUGCCUGUCUGUCACUCAUGGAUGUUGUUUAUUCCACUGCCUUCUCACCCAAAUUGAUCAUGGACUUAAUUUGCAACAUAAGAACAAUUUCCCUUUCAGCUUGCAUGGGCCAGCUAUUUGUGGAACACUUAUUUGGUGGUGCCGAGGUCUUCCUUCUGGUAUUUAUGGCCUAUGAUCGCUAUGUGGCCAUCUGUAAACCCCUGCAUUAUAUGACCGUCAUGAAUCAUCAGGUUUGCGUUCUCCUCUUGGUGGUGGCCUGUGCUGGAGGUUUUGCCCACUCUUUGGUUCAAGUUAUCUUUGUUUACAACCUCCCUUUUUGUGGCCCCAAUAUCAUUGAUCACUUUAUCUGUGACAUGUAUCCAUUACUGGGAUUAGCAUGUACUGACACUUACCUAAUUGGCCUUACUGUGGUUGCCAAUGGUGGAGCAAUUUGUAUGGUGGUCUUUAUCCUUCUCCUAGUCUCCUAUGGGAUCAUCCUAAAUUCUCUUAAGACUCACAGUGAGGAAGGGAGACACAAAGCCCUGUCCACCUGCAGCUCCCACAUCAUAGUGGUUGUCCUCUUUUUCGUUCCCUGUAUUUUCAUGUAUAUUAGGCCUGUCUCUAACUUUCCUAUUGAUAAAUCCUUGACUGUAGUUUAUACGGUCAUUACCCCCAUGUUGAAUCCUUUAAUAUACACUCUGAGAAAUUCAGAGAUGAAAAAUUGUAUGGAAAAACUUUGGUGUAAAAGAUUAACCAUUUUUCUCAUUGGUUAUGCUUCUGUAAAUCUAUAG
This is a messenger RNA of Acomys russatus (golden spiny mouse), 951 nucleotides long. RefSeq names its product olfactory receptor 4A5-like. The transcript has 2 exons. Gene Ontology annotation, molecular function: G protein-coupled receptor activity; olfactory receptor activity. The record is from RefSeq and is a predicted model, not a curated record. Gene Ontology annotation, biological process: G protein-coupled receptor signaling pathway. Bases 1 to 951 code for a protein of 316 amino acids. Gene Ontology annotation, cellular component: membrane. NCBI's taxonomy places the organism in Eukaryota, Metazoa, Chordata, Mammalia, Rodentia, Muridae.